CUCAGAAGUGUUUGCUAGCUGUGGAUGCGAUCCAACAAUCAUGCCAGAGCAAACAAUUCAAGAGUUCCUUGCGGCGCCCGCUUGGCUCACCCGGGAUUACGUCCAGCGGAAGCUGCGCGAUUAUCUGAAAGAUGGAAAACUGCAGCUGCAACAACUUCACAUAAAGCCCGCCACGGCGAAUGGGGAGAACUAUGCCAGCGUGAUGACGCGCAUCAUUGUGGAGUAUAAGGACAAGAAUCUACUACAGCACACGGAUACCUUUUUAAUAAAGACCACGUUCGCCGACAAGGAUCCGGCAGCUCAUUUGCUGGAGCAAUACGGCAUCUAUGUCCGCGAAAUGGAUAUGUAUGAGCAGGUGCUGCCCAAGCUGGCAAAGAUCAUCCAACAAGAGCUGGGCGACCAGAGAAAAAUAUUUGCCGGCACCGUGAACGUGGAUCGGGAACGCGACUCUAUUAUGUUUGAGGACAUGUCCUUGGAUAAAUACACCGUUGCGGAUCGCAUAAAGCAGUUGGAUCUGGACCAUACAAGACUGGUGCUGGAAAAGCUGGCCGAAUUCCAUGCCGCUGGGGUCGUGCUCAACGAGAAACAGCCUGGAAUUUAUGCCAAGAAAUACGAUCGUUGCUUCUUCAAUAGGCACACCAGAGCCUACAAGCCGAUCAUGCAGAAUAUGCUGAGAGCCCUGAUAAUAUCCAUUGAGGACGACAAACUGCUGCAUCAACGAUACGCGGCUAAGCUAAAUGGAGUGAUCGAUCACAUCAUGGAAUAUAGUGAGCGAACGAUGGAGCUGAACGAAGGCGAUUUCGCAGCUCUGUGCCACGGAGAUCUGUGGACUACGAAUAUUAUGUUCAAUUAUCUGGCAAGCGGCAGACCCAACAAUAUGAUUUUUAUAGACUUUCAAUUUAGCGUGUGGAGCUCACCGGCUAUCGAUCUGCACUACUUCUUCAGCACCUCGCUGCAAGACGAACUCCACAAGCAUAAACAAACUGAGCUGGUCCAAUUCUAUUACCAGAAGCUCGUCGAGGCCCUGACCAAACUCAAGUUUCGUGGCCAUGUGCCCAGCCUAUUCGAGUUCCAGCUCCAGUUUCAAGCGCGUGCUUUCUAUGCUAUUUUUUGCUCCUUGGUUUUCCUGCCCGCCAUGCUGCACAGUGGCCCCGAAGAAUUCUCCAUCGAGAAAGCUCUGUCUAACUCUGAAAGCGAUAUUGCUUUGAGAGUAUCCCUCUAUAGGAACGCGAUCUUCCAGAAGAAACUGAGAACCAUUUUGCCAUUUUUCGAUCACAAAGGAUUGCUGGAUGAGAUGUAAAUGGAAUUUAUGUUUUUAGUUGCAUAAUAUUUAUAAUUUAAGAAUUAUUGAAAAAUAAAAUUAGCCUCAAGCUGA
Molecule: messenger RNA, 1375 nt
Organism: Drosophila montana
Lineage: Eukaryota; Metazoa; Arthropoda; Insecta; Diptera; Drosophilidae
Exons: 2
Coding region: 41-1300 (419 amino acids)
Source: RefSeq, a predicted model, not a curated record